AAGUUUUCAGUUCUCACAAAUAAAUAAAAAAAAUUGUUUUCGUGUGGAAACAAAAAAACAAUACAAAAACAAACAUAUGAUGGUGAAGCCGAGUAGCGAAAAGCCAGAGGAGCAUAGGGAUUCCAAGUACUACAAAGGGGUCCGAAAGAGAAAAUGGGGCAAAUGGGUAUCCGAAAUAAGACUACCCAACAGCCGUCAGAGGAUUUGGUUGGGAUCCUACGACACCCCCGAGAAGGCCGCGCGUGCCUUCGACGCCGCAAUGUUCUGCUUACGUGGCCGCAACGCCAAGUUCAAUUUCCCCGACAACCCUCCCGACAUCGCCGGCGGGGAAUCCAUGACGCCGUCACAGAUUCAGGUCGCCGCCGCACAAUUCGCCAACUCUGGGCCCCACGAGGGACAUUCGGGUCGACCCGAACAUUCUCCCAUGCAAUCUCUAUCGCCUUCUGUUUCAGAAGGGACCGUUCUAACGGACAGUGACGUCACCACACUUAACGGUUCGCUAACGGAUUUGUUCACUCCCGUUGGGUCGAGUGGUUACGCAUCCGAUUACGGGAUUUUCCCCGGUGUUGAUGAUUUCAGUGGCGGUUUUUAUGUGCCGGAAAUGCUGAACUUUAAUUAUGGAGAAGAAAACGGGGAAGGGUUCAUAGUUGAUGAGUCUUUCUUGUGGAAUUUUUGAGGGGCAAUCAAAUCCAGUAUUAACCGGCAAAACCGGUCACGGUUGCGGAUAGUUUUAUUGUUUCCGGAACCGUGGCAAUGACCCGGGUUUGGAUUGGUUAUUUUUUAGACGACCAAACCUAUAACCAAGAAACUAUGAUAUCCAUGCAACUGUAGCACCAAAAGUAAUGCAAUUUGUCCAGAUAGUUGUGAUUUCUUUUUUUUAAACAAGAUAUUUGUAAUUUGUAAAGCUCUUAUAACAGAUAUUGUGAAAAAAAUAAUUUCUGAUUCAUUCGAUAAUGAAAAUAUCAGUUUCUCCGUCGCCAAA
Molecule: messenger RNA, 982 nt
Organism: Glycine soja
Lineage: Eukaryota; Viridiplantae; Streptophyta; Magnoliopsida; Fabales; Fabaceae
Product: ethylene-responsive transcription factor ERF017-like
Exons: 1
Coding region: 77-676 (199 amino acids)
Biological process (GO): regulation of DNA-templated transcription
Molecular function (GO): DNA-binding transcription factor activity; DNA binding
Source: RefSeq, a predicted model, not a curated record